Messenger RNA from Colletotrichum lupini, 1338 nucleotides. RefSeq lists its product as uncharacterized. The transcript is spliced from 6 exons. The record is from RefSeq and is a predicted model, not a curated record. NCBI's taxonomy places the organism in Eukaryota, Fungi, Ascomycota, Sordariomycetes, Glomerellales, Glomerellaceae. Bases 1 to 1338 code for a protein of 445 amino acids.
AUGUCUUUCGGGUGGUCCGCUGGCGACAUCGCCACAGCCCUGCAACUGGUCAACAAGGUCUGCAUUGCUCUGAAAGACGCCGAAGGCUCCAAGGCCAACUAUCAAGAUGCCACAGCAUUCCUCAGCACUUUGUCGACGACACUUCGGACACUGAAAGAUAUUCAGACCAUAUCACCGCAUCCAGAGCUUCUACAGAAUAUGAGCAAUCAUGUUGCCCAUUUGAUGAAAGAGGUCGAUGAGUUCCUUCAAACUCUACAGAAUGAUUACGGGGACUCUUUAGGCCCUCAUCCAACGUCCGUUCGUUACAUGGUGUUCCGCAAAAUACAAUACGCUGCAUCAACUUCUAAUAAGGUCCAUGAUCUACGCGCGAAGAUCGGUCCUGAGUUAUCGACACUGCAGAUACAACUGAUCCAGCACAUGAUACAGAUUUAUACCGAAUUACCACGCGACAUACAGCGUCAAACGGAACAUGCUACCAAAACAGCAUUGGAAGCCUGCAGUCGGAAUCAAGAAAACGGAAGGAUGCUAAACUUACUAGAGUCCCAAGGCGUCAAAUUGGAUGGCUUUUUCGAACAAAAUGCAAAGAUUCUGUUCAUGUUCGAACAGUCACGGGGCCAGACACCUUUGCAACGGUCAUCCUUAUCAGCGAAUACACAAACUACUGGAGAAUCGGUAGUCGGAGAAUGCAACAGUCUGGAAACGGCUCUUUCAUCCAUAUCCCAAGAUGUUCGGCAAAUGGGUGGUUGUAUUAUUGGGAUCUUGAAGGCUGUGGCGUGCCUCCUCUCGUUCGCGAUGAUGGUAGGAUUUCGAGAUAUCAUGGUUCCAAUCUCCAACAGCUUCAUUUUCGCUCGAAUUUCAAGCGCAAGCUGCAUAAAACUCAUUGAUGCUUUAGGGCGUGAGUUUACUCUAUCUUACGAUUGUGCGAAGUCCUGGGAUAUUUUCGAAAAGGCGAUACAGGUGUGGUUCCGAGGCUGUCCCGGUAUGGACCUCGUCCGGCAGGGGAUGUACUGCGUCAGCGACGCAAUGGCCCCGUCCAUUCUCUUCGACAGGGAAUCGUGGUCGCACCGUAUCAAAGACGGCAUCACCAUCAAAAUGUCUGCUAUUGUGAAGACCUGUACGGAAUGUGGCGGCAGAAUGUCUCGCAGAUGGGACGGCAAACAGGCCUUUUGGUACGUGUGCCCCUUCCAAUUAUCCCUGCGGGCCCGUUGCCAGACUCGAGGGGCUACCGAGCCCGAACUUCCAAAUUCGAAUUGCAAUAAGCCAUACUUGACCAUCGGAAGUCAUCCCCUGGCACGGCCCGCUGAGGAGAGAAGGAGGCUUGAUAUAGACGACUAUUGA